Messenger RNA from Colletotrichum destructivum, 2243 nucleotides. Its product is annotated as Putative Marvel domain-containing protein. The transcript is spliced from 3 exons. Gene Ontology annotation, cellular component: membrane. The coding region runs from base 1353 to 1823 and encodes 156 amino acids. The record is from RefSeq and is a predicted model, not a curated record. Lineage: Eukaryota; Fungi; Ascomycota; Sordariomycetes; Glomerellales; Glomerellaceae.
CUCCCUGCCAUUACGUGAGGCACCUAACACACAAAUGCGUACACCGUCACAACUGACCCCGUCCUGUGGCUGCCUAUGUCUUGUCCAUUUACUCUAGUCCCAUUUGUUUCAAUGCCCACAACACGACAUCGCCCCUUGUCGUCGUCGUCGUCGUCGAAAGUUCGGCGACACGCGCCUGGUGCCCAGGGUGAAUAAUGCUUGGCAUCUUGAGACUCACUGUUCUUCAGCCUCAAACCAACCCUCCGAGCACAUCUGCAAGACUCGCGUAUCUCUGCGUCUGCCGGCUCACUGCGUUUCUCAAUCCGAAGAUCCCGCUUCACUUCAGCCCUCCACCUCGAGUUUCCCCAAACCCAAACCCAAACCCACACACACCACACUCCUUCUCUGGUGGCUUUCGCACCCUCUGCUAGCAGCUCGCAGCAAGCAGAAGCAAUGCAACGUUAAUUUGGCCUCCCUUCACUCUAUCCCAGUACCGCCCUUUCUGCAUAGCAAUGCCUCUGCCUCUCACCUGCCUACAGGUGAUGCCACACGAUCACGCCGUGCCACUGAGGUGCCAUGGGCGGCUCUGGUGUCGAUUCUUGUUAUCCGGCAACUACUAGUGUCGUUCUACUCCUUCAGAAAAGGACCCGUUCGUCCUCCCCUUUCGAUGUGAGCCUGCCACGAGGCCACUCCCUCGCUCGCUCGCUCGAUCACACACAAAACAGCCGUGAACCAACAACAAUCACCCCUCGCAGGUCGUCCAACCAAGAAGUAGGACUGCGCGCAACAAACUGCUAGCGCCAAGCCGUGGUCCGGCACGAGAAGGAGGCUCUGUUGAUCUUCGCUACUGGGAUUGGUCCAAUGGAGCCUUUGGGGACCCUGCCACACACCAUCUUCUGUUCGUCUGGACGGCUGCGCAUGGCCACGGCUCCAGGGGAGUCCCGUUUCAGAUGCAUUUCAGAGGUCUCAGGCCGUGCAUUGCCCAGCACCACACAAGACCACACAUCCCGACAGACCCUUGAGGUGUGUCCAGUAAUGGGCCAGGUGCCGCGACCGACAUGUUCCGCCUCUCAAACACUCGAGCAGGGAGAGACGAGGAAGAUGGGAUUGCCCAUCCAUACAAAAGCAUAACUGAUUUCCCCUCUUUCGUGCUUGCGUUGCCCUUUUCUUGCCCCUUCUCCCGCUCGACCGUUUCCGCCCAUUCUCUCUUGCCAAUCUUCCUUCUUCACUUCUUGAAUAGCGCACUGGGGGCAGCUUAGACUCAUAUUGACCAUACUACUUUUUUAUUUAUAUUCUUUCCUUGUUCUCAUACCCUCAACGACAGACACUACGAGUCUAUCAUCAACGAAACGAUAACGAAAACAUCCGACAAGAUGGGUCUUAUUCUUCCUCUCCGAAUCGUCCAGGGCGUUCUGGCAUUGGUGAUUCUGGGUCUCUCGGCCUUUGUCGCAAACUGGUACAACAUGGACACGAUGACAUCGUCCCCGUCCCAGAUCAAUUUCCUGGUCUUCGUCCCGCUCUGGUCCUUCAUCUCGAUCGCCUACCUCGAGCUGGUCCCCAGAUUUGCUCCCAGAGCUUCCCACCCCUGGGCUGCUGUCGGCUUUGAGGCGCUCAACGUGCUCUUCUACUUCGCCGGCUUUAUCGCCCUCGCCGUCUUCCUCAGCAAGCUCCUCUUCUGCCGCGGCUCCGUCUGCGCCGCCGCCCGUGCCGACACGGUCCUCGCGGCGCUCCAGUUUGCCCUCUGGUCCGGGACCGCACUGCUCAUGGCCAAGGACGUCUUCAAGACGGGGUUCCGCAAGCCAACCGCCGCUGGCCCCCCUCCUCAAAUGAAGGAGUCCGUGUAAACACCUACGCCGACUCCUUUAAGGCCUUUCAUGCCGCCCUUGAGGAGCGCCGGCGGGAGGCGUCUGUCGAGCUCAUCCGGGUCAAGCGCAUGCCGUCGUGGGACCGCAAAAGCGACCGCAAUAAACUCUGGGAGAUCGAUCAGAGGCGCAUAUACGGCCCGGGGUUUAGUGACGUGAACCUUGUCUAGAUGACUGGUUUACACGGAAUUUGUAGGGGAAGAGGAAAACCGAACAUGCCAAACCUGGAAAGGACGGGGUGUUUGUAUUGAGAUGGAUGUCAUUAGGUUGGCACGAAUAUUGGAAAAUAUGUGUGGAUCGGAUACAAUUGGGUUUUGGGUUGGUCACUUCAAUAAGGACGUAGAUGCUAUCCGUAUUAUUAUUACUCUGCAGACUUCGGUCUGUAGUUUUUCCUUCCCAUAA